Nasonia vitripennis (jewel wasp) is the source of this 4080-nucleotide messenger RNA. RefSeq lists its product as uncharacterized. The transcript is spliced from 11 exons. The record is from RefSeq and is a predicted model, not a curated record. The coding region runs from base 23 to 3541 and encodes 1172 amino acids. Lineage: Eukaryota; Metazoa; Arthropoda; Insecta; Hymenoptera; Pteromalidae. Gene Ontology annotation, molecular function: DNA binding; protein binding.
CCAUCUUGCAACUAGCGAAAUUAUGGAUUCUUUCGAGUUUAAUGGCGGGAAUUCCGAUAUAAUGCAUGGUAAUUCUAACCUUGAUAGUGUGUGUAAAGAAGCAACAUCAGAAAAAUGUUUUGAAGAGGAGAAUGAAUUUAUUAAUGAGGAACUAAAUGGCGAUUUCAAAUUGAUGUUAUCUCCAAAAAAAAAUUAUUUAUCUCCAGGAAAGAAAAAACUAAGGAAGUUGAAAACAGAAUCGACUAAUGUAGAAAAUGUACAUAAAGCUUUCACACUAAUGUCAUCAAAAUCAAGUAAAAGAAAAACUUCCAAUGAGGUGGAAAUCAGUUCCGAUGAUACUGAAGAGUUCAAUGGAUUUGAUUUAAAGGAUUUAGAGAUGUUUGAACCAGGCAAUGUGAUACUUAAAAAACUUAUAGCUGAAGUGGAAACAUCAAAUUAUUUAAUGCCAAAACGUCGGAAAACAUUACCUUCUUGGAAAAACGUUAAAAAUGCUGAUUAUUUAAUAGAUGAAAUGGAUGACAAUACUACAGAUUCUGAGGAUCAAAAGGCUGUAGCUGAAUCAGAUGUUUAUAAUAUAACUGCAGAUGAGUCUUCAUCAAAAUCAGAAAAAUCAGCAAACAGUAGUUUAUCUAUAAGUUCAAACAGAUCGAAAAAAGGCCGUUUAUCUCGUGGCGCUAGCCCUGGUAAUGCGAUCAGACAAAAAGUGUCUGUAGAUAUAAAGAAUCCUGCAUAUCGAGAACCGUUCAAAUAUGGAUGGAAAAGAGAGUUGGUAUAUAGAGCUGGGGCUUCGGAAAACCAAGUUAGACGAAUGGCUGAUAUAUAUUAUUAUACACCAGAAGGUAAAAAAGUUAGAAGUUUCCGCGAAGUUAUCGUAUCUUUGACAACUAGCGACUUGACUAUUGAUAAUUUCACUUUUUUCAAAGAGCCUCUUGGUAUAAAUGAUCCACUCAAAGAAAUUAUUCGAGAUGCAAAAAAAGCUAAAGAUUCUUUUAGUAAUAAAUCUGCUAAGAAAUUAUCUAAAAAAGCCGUAGAAUUACUCUCAACAAAGAAAAUAUCUAUAAAAAAGGGAGUUGAAAAAUCUCUUCCGGGGACAGUCGCAUUCAAAGCAUCUCCUAAAACAGUAAAAGUGCCUGCAACUUUUAAGGUUAAAUUACCACCUAAAAGGGAUAUUUUAAAAAAAGAUGCUAAAUCGCCUCCGAUGAUUCCAGUGGAAAAUGAAGUUUCAUCUCCGCCAAUUUGGGGUACACCAAACAUCAGAAAACAGCCCUUAACAGAGAAAAGUUCUUUAAUUAAAUCAAAAAAAUUGAUUAAGGCGAAAGUUCAGGAACCAUGUAGCAUUAGGUGCUCAACUAGUAUGGGAUUGGUACCUAGUUUACAGUGCUAUGUCUGCCUUUGUUUGUAUCAUUCUGAAUGUGCUGGAAAACAUGAAGUAAAACGGAGCCCUACUUUUGUUUGCAAGAAUUGUCAACUAGAAAUAGAUGAUUCUUUACAAUAUGAAUCAGUACCUGCCCUAAAUCCACCACCUUUGAUUCCUAUAAGUAUUUUGAGCGCUCAAAACAGUAUGCCAAUAGAUCAAACAGGAACACUUCCAAAACUACAGCUUAUUCCUAAAUUGGAUACUGAAGGUUCUACGCAGUCAGAUGUGUUGAACAUUAGUAAAAUUGGAUCAUCUGAUAAUCAAAUUAUUUUAAAUGAAAAAAUUAAAAAAAAGUGGUAUCCUGAAAAUGAAAAUAAAUUCUUACCUGACCGAGAAUUGGUAUUACUAAAACCUGCUCAAAACAUCGUCUCAAUGAACAACAAAAAAUUUAUUGUGAUACCAAAGAACAAUGCCAUGGCAGUACAACCAGCCAUGACUUUAAGAAAAGACAAAAUAGAAGAUUCAAAACUACAUUUUUUAAACAAUGUAGAUGUUUCCAGUUGUCAAACGGAUAUUGAGAUGCUAAACCCUAUAUUAAAUACUGCAAAUGUAUCAAACAUGCAUCUUCUGAAUUCUGGCAAGAAUAUUAAAUCCACGGUUGACAAACUAGAAAGUUCAAUUUUUGAAAAUCCCGUUGCAUUAUCAGAUAAAUCACUGUCACCAAUCAGUACUAAUUUAUUUAAAGAAAAUUUUUUUGACACACAUAUUUUAUUGCACACAAAUCCAGAAAACCAAUACAAUGCGUUUUCUCCAUCAAUGAGAAAAAAAAAAGUUCUUGCUGAGCAUUACAAAGCAAUGCAAUUAGAUACAUUUUUUAAAAAUACAAGGAAAAAGCAGACACUCCCGGAUACCGAUCAUCAUCAAUACUUUAUGGUUUCUGUUUGUGCUGGUUAUCAUGCUCUUUCUCGAAUUUUUCAAUACUUAAAAGUUCAAGAAUUGUUACGUGCUGCCAGGGUUUGUCGUAUGUGGCGCGAUCUUGCAGCGCACCCUUCAUUAUGGAAAACCGUACGUAUGAAAAACAGCCAAGUGACCGAUUGGAAUGGAUUAGCUGACACUCUUAAAAGUCGAGGUACUCAACAUUUAGAUCUUAGAAAAAUGUUAAUAGUCGGCGAGGCAGAUAAUGUAUGGAAGAAAUUCAUUGCUGUCAUUCCAAGAAUAACAACUUUAAUUAAAUUAGAAAUGUGUCGAUGUCCUGCUGAUGUUGUGGAAGAAGUUAUGAAAAACUGUUCACAAUUAAAAGUACUGAAUGCUAUGUCCAUAAAAUGCGAUUCUUUAAACCUCGAAUCAGCGAGUAGCUUAAACAAUUGCAAUGAAUUAAGACUAAAAGCUAUUAAUGGUAUGGCUAUAGAAGGAGAUCUAACACCUUUAUUACAAAUUUCAAACAUUACACAUCUGAGUUUAACAUCUGUCAAAGAUCUCGGCAAAAAGAAAAUAGAGAUAUUAAAAUCUUUAAGCAGUCUUAAAACAUUAGAACUUGGGGAAUGCUCGGAUUUUCCAGAAAAAUUUGGCACUGCGGUAUUAAGUAAUUUACAUAAUUUAGAAAGACUGCGUCUUGAAAAAGGACAAGGAUCAUGCUGUACUUUUGAUAUUCUUGAAGGGAUUGCUAAACUUGGAAAUCUUACUCAAUUAGAACUAGUAAACUUUGACGUAAAAAACGGUUUUGAUAAAUAUUUGGCAAAUUGCAAGAAUAUUAAAAGACUUUUAAUAAUACCUACUUAUGUAUCGCAGUCAGCAACGUCAAAUAAUAUGAUAUUGGGCGGUGUAACUGAAUUAUCCGACAGUUUAACUCAUUUUGUAUGGGGAGUCACUCAAGAAUUACUACGAGUAACAGAAUUAUUUGUUGAUCAAUGUAAUCAAAUGAGUAAGCAGAUUACUGGGGAUUCCAUACCAGUUUUGAAGCCAGUUCCUUGCCUACAUCUGAUUGACGAUAUUGCUGAUAGUAAAACGCAGAACCAUAAAGAUGACAAGCAACCAAAUUUAAGCAAUCCACAAGUGGAAAUAUUACCAUUACCGCAUCUUCAGAAACUUCUUUUAACAGCGUUACCAAAAACACGUGUCAAAAUUUUGAAGAUUCCAUUUCAUGCUACAUGGAGACAAAGUAUUUCUGACAGUGCAUCACAGUAAUACAACUUUUAGUUUGCAUCAUCAUACAUGAACUGUAUGAAAAUAAAACGUCUUUUUAAAUUGAAUUUAUCUCUUUCUGAAUGAUAGGUUAUUAUAUAAAAUAUUUUUAGCGAUUAAAGUAUUGUAAAAUUUAUAAAUGUUUUAAUACAUUGCCUACAAAUUUCUAUGAGCACGUAUUAUUUGAAAAAUUACUAUUCUCACUAUUUUAGAAAUUAGGAAAGUCAUUAGAACUGCGAUUUAGCGAAAAUAAUUAUGUUUAGAGUAUACAAUUACAUGUAUUGUUUGAUGUAAUUAUCUCUUUCCUAAUUUUUCUCUGUACCUACAGAAUAUAAUACGAUCAUAUAUUUUAAAGAACUUGCAGAAUAUUAGUGCUACAAAUAUGGCUAUAUUGCUGAAACUUAACAGAUUGCAUUAUUAUGAAGUGAGUUUCUUCAUUAUCGUCGAUGAAUAAUUGCAAGCAAUUGAAAGAAAAACAAAGAAUCAGAGAGAUUAUGGUUAGUUUAUAAAAUAAAAUACACAAAAUACAUCUACGUAAAAAA